AUAAUUAGACAAUUGAAACCAUUGAAGAUGAGAAUCUCUCUCCUCCCAAAGAUCUUGUGGCUUGGGUACUUAGCUACCUCAAUUCGUCUAUGAAUAAAUGUUGAAAACUAUGAUUAAACCUCUGAAUAUGGAAAUCUAGGAAGCAAAUCUCAUAUAGAAAAUGAUAUGGUGGCACAAGUCAACUUCAUGGAUACUUCUUUGGAUGAAUUGCCUGCCUCGGAGCAAAUCCCUCAAUCAUAUGAAGACCUUAACGUGAAAGCCAGAAUUGAAGAAGCCGAGAAGAUGAUCCAGAAAUGGAAUCAAGAUGGGCAACAGAUUGCUGAAAAACUAAGAUCGAAAAUGUUAGAUAGGAACUCGACCACUUUCCGGUUGGAGGUUGUAAAAUGUCCAGAUCAGUGGUUGAAGAUCAGGCAGGUUUUGAAGAGAAAGGAUCUGGAACCUCUGCAACUAGCUCUAGACAGAUUUUGUUUUGCAAACAAAGCAUGCCGAGGCAGGACGAAUAUCGGUUCAUGUUCAUCUGCAGAAGGGCUUAAUCCCUUUAGUUUUCAUUAUAAAAUGCUGCAUAAGGCCAAAAACUUAGGAGAGGAGAAACAGCUCCUCAGGAAGAUAGAUGCAAGCCAAAGGAGGGAUGUUGAUUCAUGCAUCUCAGUAGAAAAGCUUAACUAUAGAAUCAAGAUGUUGUACAACAAGAUGGAAUGGGAGAGAAACAGCUCUGAGAAAAAGCAGCUCCUUAGAAACAUCAAAGAGCUUGAAGUGGAAAGGGACAAAGCUCUCUCUAAUGCUAAUUCCCAUUUGUUGGGUUCAAAAGAAGAUAUACAAAACCAUAUCAAAAUUAUCAGUAAUGAUUUGGUUCAAAUAAGGAAGGAACAUCUGCCAAUCAAGGCUAAAAUUAAGCAUGUUGAGAAAGAGAUGAAUGUCAUAGAAAAGGAUGUAGGUUCUUUACAGAAGAAGUUGGUAGCUAUAAACCGAAAAAAAGACAAAGCAUAUAGUUCUGUUCUUGAAUGGAAAAAACUGCUAGGCGAGGCAGUAUAUGAAGACUCCUAAUUGUUUUAUGUUCAAUUUGCAACUUGAUUUAUAGCUUUAAAUAGUAUCAUUUUCUGUUUGUACCUAUUAUCAAUAACUACUAUAUUUGAAACCAUGGUAUGUAUAUGUAACAACACAUCAAGUCCUCUUUGUCCUCAACCUUUUUUUUUUUUUUUUUCAUUUUUUCUGUUGAAGUUCUUAAGAUUAUGCAUUAACCAUUACAAGCAUGUAACAAAACCAAAUUCAG
Vitis riparia (riverbank grape) is the source of this 1270-nucleotide messenger RNA. Its product is annotated as proton pump-interactor 1-like. NCBI's taxonomy places the organism in Eukaryota, Viridiplantae, Streptophyta, Magnoliopsida, Vitales, Vitaceae. The record is from RefSeq and is a predicted model, not a curated record. The transcript is spliced from 6 exons. The coding region runs from base 166 to 1044 and encodes 292 amino acids.